AUGAUUGACCCUUAUUACGAAAGAUAUUGUAGGAGUAAAGAGCUUUUGCUAAACAAUUUACCUCAUGAAGUGAUUAAGUAAUAGGAAAAAGUAUCUAGAUAGUUUCUGAGGAGAUUCUACAUCAUUUAUAGAUCAUUUUUAGUUAUAAGUUUUUUAUAUGCUUCUGUAUCAUUAUAUUUAGGAAUUUACAUUUAACAACUCGCUCAAUAUAAAGUAGAAAGCAUUUUUAUGUUUACAGGAGUAGUUUUCUAUUUUCUUACUUCAUUCGUAUCAUUUUUAACACCAUUUUUCAGCUUGAAAACAAGACUUCAGAGAAUGGCUUGUAUAGCUAAUUACUUAGGAGGAUCUUUUAUAAUUAUAGACUCUCUUGUAGUAUUUAUAAUAUCACUAAUUGAUGAUUGUUGCGGAAUUUAAUUUUAAAUAGAUUCUCAGUAGGUGGUUGACAUGUGUUAAAUUUUAUAAAACGGUCAAGUGUGCUAAAAAAUAGGAACUUAGGAGUUGAUUUAAAGAAUAAAUAGUAAGGAAUUUAUAUAGUAAGUUUGCUAAGCAUAUUCUUGCACUGAUAUGGAAGUUGUUACUAUUAAAAAUAAUUUAAUAUAUUGGAUCUGCUGUAUAAAUUUCAUCAUAUUUUUUUUGGUUGGAGCUCUGUUCAUGCACCAACUAUUAAAGAAAAUUUAGAAAGUAGACAGUGAAAUAAAAAAAAUAUAAUAGGAUUAUGUGUAUUCAAAAUAUUCCAGCUCAUCUGAAUACUGA
Tetrahymena thermophila SB210 is the source of this 753-nucleotide messenger RNA. Its product is annotated as transmembrane protein, putative. The transcript has 2 exons. Lineage: Eukaryota; Ciliophora; Oligohymenophorea; Hymenostomatida; Tetrahymenidae. The record is from RefSeq and is a predicted model, not a curated record.